AUGCCGCCCCAAAGGCAGCCCCAACAACACCCCACGCAGUCCGCUCACCCGGAGCAGGGGCCCGUCGCCCACGGAGAAUGGGUGCAGCCGCCAGACCAUGUCGUGAGAUCGCGAGCAUUGCGCAGAUUCUGGACAGCAUUUUUCUGGGCUUGGCUCAUCUGGACAGUCAUAGGUCUGAUAAUCGGUGGGGGCGUCUCGGAUGUGGAGAACAACAGACACUGGCACAAGCACCAAAAGUGGGACAAGCCCCCUGGGAGCUACUAG
Cryptococcus amylolentus CBS 6039 is the source of this 264-nucleotide messenger RNA. RefSeq lists its product as hypothetical. The record is from RefSeq and is a predicted model, not a curated record. The transcript is spliced from 2 exons. NCBI's taxonomy places the organism in Eukaryota, Fungi, Basidiomycota, Tremellomycetes, Tremellales, Cryptococcaceae. Bases 1 to 264 code for a protein of 87 amino acids.